This is a messenger RNA of Trematosphaeria pertusa, 1064 nucleotides long. RefSeq lists its product as uncharacterized. The coding region runs from base 343 to 1044 and encodes 233 amino acids. Gene Ontology annotation, molecular function: RNA polymerase II transcription regulatory region sequence-specific DNA binding; DNA-binding transcription factor activity, RNA polymerase II-specific. The record is from RefSeq and is a predicted model, not a curated record. Lineage: Eukaryota; Fungi; Ascomycota; Dothideomycetes; Pleosporales; Trematosphaeriaceae. The transcript is spliced from 5 exons. Gene Ontology annotation, cellular component: nucleus. Gene Ontology annotation, biological process: regulation of transcription by RNA polymerase II.
CGUCGCAUCGUUUAUGGAUCAGACGAAACGUCUUGGGCAAUAUUAGUCCGCGUGUCGAGAUGUUCCGCAAAGAUAGCUUUCCCCGCUGAGAACAUUCCCGUAGUUAUCGUCCGCCACCCCAAGCCUCUACCCCUGAAACCAUCGGGCCGACACUUCCGUUCCGCUAGUUUGAGGUCUCGCCCUGACGUUGCCAGAUGUACAUUCCUGCAGCAUAGCCCUCCUCUCCUCACGGUCCCUCUGUACUGCCCGACCGGAGCGUGACAAAAACCUACCGUCCUGUAUAUAGCGUUGAGCCACUCCUAAUUCUCCCGAGCACAGAGAUCUCCACAUCGAGCAGCAACGAUGGUCGGCAUAGCCUUAUACCACUGCACUCGAUGCGAUAGGCCAUUCGUACACGCAGAAGCGCUCUACCAGCAUCUGAGCAGUUCGCAAGCCCACUGGCCAUGCACGGAAUGUGGAUUCGACGGACCCCAUAGGGCGGAUCUGAUGUCUCACUACCGCAAGACGGGAUGCCGACAUGUGUGUGAGGGAUGCUCCGGUGGAGCGGGAUUUGGGUGGGUGAACGACAGCCCGGAGUACUGGGAGCAUGUCGCGAGGGAGCAUGUGUGCACUGUAUGCGGACGGCAUUUCGGCAGCGAGUCUAAUCUUCAACAUCACGCAAUAACUCAUCGAAACGCAACAAUCAAAUGCCUCGCCUGCGACCGCAGAUUCACCACCUAUGGCGGCAUGAUCAUCCACCUCGAAGCCGGGACCUGUGCAUCUGGCAUCGAUAUGCUCGACCUUAACAAGUCUGCCGCCAUGUGCUACCAGUCGCGCAAAUGGGUCUUCAAAGAGUUCCGGAAUGGCCUCCGCGAGCACAUUGCGCCUGCGCCGGCGGAAUGCCCAUUCAAAUGCCCGACUUGCGAAGCGGGCUUGCCGAAGUUGAGCAGCCUGUUUAUGCAUGUAGCGAGCCCUAGUUGUGGACAGGGUAUCAACGGGGGUGCUAUGAAGAAGCUGAAGAGGUGGCUGUGGAAGAGGCAUCAUGCGGGGUAUCAUAGGGCUUAAGGGGUGAGUGGUGGUGGCCG